Molecule: messenger RNA, 383 nt
Organism: Lucilia cuprina (Australian sheep blowfly)
Lineage: Eukaryota; Metazoa; Arthropoda; Insecta; Diptera; Calliphoridae
Product: male accessory gland serine protease inhibitor-like
Exons: 2
Coding region: 50-313 (87 amino acids)
Molecular function (GO): serine-type endopeptidase inhibitor activity
Source: RefSeq, a predicted model, not a curated record
UUUAAAUAUUCAAUCAUAAACAAUAUUAUAAUUGUUAUACAAAAUAAAAAUGAAAUUUUUACACAUUUUAACAUUAUUAUUGGUGGCUCUAGUAGCCUAUACCUCGGCCCAAAGAUGUCCUGGCAGCCCACGCAAUCCUACUUGCACUGGUGGUCAUGAUGUUGGUCGUCGUGGUCGUGGUUGCAGACCCCGUGUCCUGUGGCAUUACAGUGCUCGUUUAAGACAAUGCCAUCAAUUGCUUUAUUUGGGUUGUGGUGGCAAUAACAAUCGUUGGUGUACGCGGGCUGCUUGUGAGCAAAGAUGUCGUCGUUAAUGAAAUUAACACAUUUAUUUGUUCUACUUAUAACCAUUUAUAACAAAAUUAAAUAACCAUUUCAAACUAA